CUAAAGUUUGCGCCAGAGGUUGCCUUCGAAAUUCACACACUCCCAUAGGGACUAAGAAUUUGAAUUCUAUCCCAUUUAAGUGUUCAAGCCUAAAACCGCUAUGGAGUCAUUAAUUCAUUUGCUUAACAAAAAAAAUCAUUAUUCUGUGUACUAGAUAUAUUUUAAACAGAUUUGAAUACAGCAAUCUAUAUGUUAAGGCAUUGACUUGGAUAGCAUCAUUGAAAGCCCCACUAUGGAUGUCUAUUCCUUUGUGCGCUUUGUUCUUCUCAUGACCAUUACUAAACUAUGCCAAACUAAGGAUAUUUUCAAGUGCGAUUUCCACGAUACAAUUGAUUUAACAAAUGCCUUUCGUUAUGACGAUAAAUAUUUCUUUAAAAAUCAUAUGUUUUCCCCUGAGGUAGUAGAAGUGUAUGACUAUGAAGAAACUCUUGACGGACAUCUGGUAGAUCGAGAACCACAUCCUAGGGCUUGCUUUUGUAAUGUCCAGUUUUGUAUGAAAUAUUGCUGUAAUCCCCACAGGGAAUGGCUUUCACCCGAUGGCAGACAUUGUCAGAAGUUCAACAGUCCUUUGCUAUAUAACGCUAAAGUUCAAGUCUUACUAGAUAAUGGUUAUAUUGAGUCACACAAUGUUGAAGAUAAUUUCAUCAUAACACAGGGAAAAGUGUGCGAAAAUAGCAAAGUAGUUAAGCCCAUCACGGUUAAUUGGCAUAUUAUGGAAAAUGGAUCGCUUUUACUAGCUGAUGAUAAGGGUUCGAUGGUGCCAAGGAGAGAUUUUUGUCUGAUGACCCUAAGAACUGAAACCGAUGAUGACGAUGAGGAUGAUAAGCAAUGGUUUUUGGAGCCCUUUGUCUGUUCUGAGCCAGAUGUAAAUGACGGGGACACCUACACCUACAAUCCCAACAAGGAAGGCACUGGCUUAAUUGGCAUAAUUUCAACUCCUUUCAUACUUAUGACAGUGGUAUUCCAUAUGGUGCGACCAGAGCAUAAAAAUCUUCGAGGUAAAUGCCUAAUACUUUGCCUGGCUUCAAUGGCCAUUGGCAAUACUCUUCUCUCCGCAGUUUCCCUAAGUGGUGCUCUAUAUCCUAGGGUGCUGUGCCAGACUAUGGGUGUUAUGGCCUAUUUAUUUCUGGAGAGCAGCUUCAUUUGGCUUACCAUCAUUGGCUAUGACAUGUGGAGGAACUCUAAAACUUUUAUAGCUAUUUUCAAUGAAAGAAAGCGUUUUUUUAAAUACUUGGAAUAUGGCUGCGGUAUCCCCCUGGUAUUAACAACAGUUCUAAUAUUUCUUCGCAGAAUUGAUCUGCCGGACAUCUACACACCGAAUAUGGACAGAGAAUAUUGCUGGUGGAUAUCUUAUGAUUGGGCAGGAGUCCUAUAUUACUUUGGCCUAAAUGCAUUUAUUUUGCUUAUUAAUUUCCUAUUUUCUGCCUUGACCCUAUGGAAGGAGUUACCCUACAUGAGGAAGUGUGAGGAGUUGAGGCGCUACAUAGAUAUGGUGGAGAGAAGUCUUUGUCUCUACUCGCUUCUGUUCGCGAUUAUGGCUUCCUGUUUUGCAUUUAAAAUGUAUGUCUUUAUGAGUGAUUUGCUGGAGCGCAAUACGAGCCCCGUUACGGUCUAUAUUGCCGAGAGUGUUUCCAUUACCGAAGGACCUUUGAUAUUUUUUGUACUUGUGCUAAUGCCAUUGUCAAAACGGAGAUGGCAGGGCAGCAGUGCAUCCAUUACAGAACUCGAAGAAUCUUUACAACGUGCUGAUACCAUGGAAAGUACCUAUCAAGCUCCCAUUGUGAUCACUAGUCAACUAAAAUGAUUAGCAUUGAAAUCUCAGGGAGGAAAAGGGGUGUUUAGUUUUACAGAACAAUUUGAAACAAUUUUUUAGAGUUGUAUUACUUUUUUUUUAGCAGUUGAAAAAUUAAAGGUAAAUCCAAAACUCCUA
Stomoxys calcitrans (stable fly) is the source of this 1930-nucleotide messenger RNA. Its product is annotated as G-protein coupled receptor Mth2. Gene Ontology annotation, molecular function: G protein-coupled receptor activity. Gene Ontology annotation, cellular component: membrane. The record is from RefSeq and is a predicted model, not a curated record. The coding region runs from base 233 to 1804 and encodes 523 amino acids. The transcript is spliced from 6 exons. Gene Ontology annotation, biological process: G protein-coupled receptor signaling pathway; cell surface receptor signaling pathway. NCBI's taxonomy places the organism in Eukaryota, Metazoa, Arthropoda, Insecta, Diptera, Muscidae.